GAGGGGGGAUUUCCUGGCUCCUUCAGCCUACAACAAAGGGCUUCCCUGGCUCCUUCAGCCUACAACAAAGGGCUUCCCCAGGCUGCGCGCCUACAACAAAGGGGCUUCCCCAGGCCGCUUUCAGCACUCAGCCUACCACCACGGGCUGGGGUAAACAGGCAGCUAUGGAACGCCAGUGGACUCGCCAAUUGAUCGUGACGGUCGCCGUCAGCUGUAUUGCCUCGCUGCAGUAUGGCUACCACAUGUCAGAGCUGAACGGGCCCUCUGCGGUGCUCUCGUGUCAGGCCAAUGUGCCAUUGCCCGGUGUUCCCUACGAUUCGACGUGGCUGUCGAGACUUGGACUGAAACCGUGCCUGACGAUGGACGAACAGGGGGUGGGACUGGUGACGAGUGUGUUCAGCAUCGGAGGUCUUGUGGGCAGCUUGUAUGCGGGCUGGUUGAGCGGCGUAGUUGGCCGUAAGUUCAGCAUGGCCAUCAACGGGGUUGUGUUUGUCAUUGGCUCAGUGAUUGAGGGCGUGAGCAAUCACAUCGCGGUGCUGGUGCUUGGGAGGUUGAUAUCUGGGUUGGCUGCUGGCUGCUCCAUUGUGGUGACUCCGCUGAUGAUCAGCGAGGUGAGCCCAGCUGGACUGAGAGGGCUGCUGGGCUCCAUGAACCAGGUGUGUAUCAACCUCGGUAUUCUCCUGACACAGGUACUGGCCGUCAGAUGGGCCAAUUCCAUCCAGUGGAGAUACCUGCUCUUCACAGGCGCACUUCUAGGCCUCGUAAACUCAAUUGCGGUGGUUUUGAUCGACGAGUCUCCCAAAUGGCUGGCACUGAAGGGUAGGGACGCCGAGGCCAAGGCUGCCAUCCUGAGACUUCGUGGAGACCCUAAUUCCGUGGCUGAUGAGUUCAGACGAUACUCGAACGUUGAAGAUCAACAGCAGCUCAUUGCCUCUGAAAGUGCCACUGGCUCCAAUGGAAAGGCUCCAAACGUUUCACUCAAGCAGUACGUUUCAGAUCCGAAUUAUGAGAACUCUCGAUUAGUCGUCAUCACAGUAUUGGCAGGCCAGCAGUUCUGUGGGAUCAAUUCGAUCAUCUUUUACGGCGUGAACACCAUCAGAAAACUCUUGCCUCAGUACGCUGUCAUCAUCAACUGUCUGAUCUCCUUGGGCAAUGCGGUCAUUACGUUUAUUGCUGCACCGUUUGUCGAUGAGUAUGGCCGUAAACCAUGCCUCAUAACGUCCGUGUCGACAAUGGCAGCUGCUUCGGCACUAAUGGCAAUCGGCAUUGUGUUCUCCAUCUCAGUCUUAUCGGUAUUGGCAACGUUUGUAUACGUUGCAGCGUUUGCCAUUGGAUUGGGCCCAAUUCCUUUCCUGUUGAUUUCGGAAGUUACACAGGAAGAGGCCAUUUCUACUGCGCAGAGCUAUGGAACAGUGGUCAAUUGGAUCGCCACUUUCCUCAUUGGAUUCCUCUUCCCAAUCGUGGACGGGUGGAUCGGUGGCUACGUCUACUUUGCAUUCGCUAUCAUCUGUUUGCUGUUUGUCUCCUUUGUCAUGAACAAGUUACCAGAGACUAAAGGCCAUAAGAACUACGACUCUGUCUGGAACAUACGGGUCGAUUGAAGCCUGUGCCUCACUAAAUAUGUCUAUACCAGUUCGUCUAAUGGCUCUGCACACUUCCAGCCCAAGAGAGGCGUGCUCCAC
Molecule: messenger RNA, 1682 nt
Organism: Williopsis jadinii
Lineage: Eukaryota; Fungi; Ascomycota; Saccharomycetes; Phaffomycetales; Wickerhamomycetaceae
Gene: VPS73
Product: putative sugar transporter
Exons: 1
Coding region: 165-1601 (478 amino acids)
Biological process (GO): monosaccharide transmembrane transport
Cellular component (GO): membrane
Molecular function (GO): hexose transmembrane transporter activity
Source: RefSeq, a predicted model, not a curated record